CUCGAACCUAGACACACUCAAACCACAUUUUUUUGAAUUACAAGCCCUUACAAGAAGCUUCAAAAUGCAGCUUUCCACACUCCUCAUCCUGGUUCCGGCCCCGCUGGCCGCUGCUCUUCCAGCACCUGCCAACGACAUCCUCUCCGAAAUCCAAGGUCGCAAAGCCAGUCCCAUCGCCGAAGCCGAACCUAUCCUCUACAUCAAACGAACUGGGUACGGAGACAAGCGCGAGGCAAGCCCAGAGGCAGAGGCUGAAGCCGAACCCAUCCUCUACAUCAAGCGAACUGGGUAUGGCGACAAGCAUGAGAUUGAGGGUUAAGUGGAUUGAGUACUUGAAGCAAGACAGCCGCUUUUCAGACUUUCUUAAUAUUGGCCAUUUAAGGUGGGAGAACGUGAAGUGCGAUGGGAUCAGGGAGCGAGUUAGUGAACGUUGGCAUGUGAGGAGAUUUGUUUAAAAUGCAGCGCAAAGCGCAGAACUCAAUUGUUAAGACAUGCCAAUGCACUGAAAUCAAACCGUA
Hyaloscypha bicolor E is the source of this 518-nucleotide messenger RNA. RefSeq lists its product as uncharacterized. Bases 65 to 319 code for a protein of 84 amino acids. NCBI's taxonomy places the organism in Eukaryota, Fungi, Ascomycota, Leotiomycetes, Helotiales, Hyaloscyphaceae. The record is from RefSeq and is a predicted model, not a curated record. The transcript has a single exon.